AUGGAAGAAAAAAACAUGUCUGCAAUAAUCAAGGAAGUGUGUGAUGGGUCAUCUCUUGCCAACCAUGAAUGCUUUGCACUGCAACAUGCUGACCGUUCAAAUUUCUAUAUUACAGAAAAGAAUCGCAAUGAAAUAAAAAACGGCACUAUCCUUCGAUUAACCACAUCUCCAGCUCAGAAUGCCCAGCAGCUCCAUGAACGCAUCCAGUCGUCAAGUAUAGAUGCCAAGCUGGAGGCCCUGAAGGACUUGGCCAGCCUGUCCCGGGAUCUCACGUUCGCCCAGGAAUUCAUCAACCUGGAUGGCAUCUCUCUCCUCACCCAGAUGGUAGACAGCGGCACUGACCAAUACCAGAAAUUGCAGAAGAUUAUGAAGCCUUGCUUUGGGGACAUGCUGUCCUUCACGUUGAUGGCCUUUGUAGAGCUCAUGGAUCAUGGCAUCGUGUCUUGGGACACGUUUUCGGUGGCAUUCAUUAAGAAGAUAGCAAGUUUUGUGAACAAGUCGGCCAUGGACAUCUCAAUCCUGCAGUGGUCCUUGGCCAUUUUGGAGUCCAUGGUGCUCAAUAGCCAUGACCUCUACCAGAAGGUGGCACAAGAGAUCACCAUUGGCCAACUCAUUCCUCAUCUUCAAGGAACCGAUCAGGAAAUUCAAACCUAUACCAUCGCUGUCAUCAACGCACUCUUCCUGAAAGCUGCUGACGAGCGCAGGCAGGAAAUGGCAAAUAUUUUGGCUCAGAAGCAGCUGCGUUCCAUCAUUCUAACACAUGUCAUCCGUGCCCAGCGGGCCAUCAACAACGAGAUGGCCCACCAAUUAUAUGUUCUCCAAGUGCUCACCUUCAACCUCCUGGAAGACAGGAUGAUGACCAAAAUGGACCCCCAGGAUCAGGCUCAAAGAGACAUCAUAUUUGAACUUCGAAGAAUUGCUUUUGAUGCGGAGACUGAACCUAAUAAUAGCAGCAGCAGCUUGGAGAAACGCAAGUCCAUGUACACCCGGGAUUACAAGAAACUUGGCUUCAUUAAUCAUGUCAACCCUGCCAUGGACUUCACCCAGACUCCUCCUGGGAUGCUGGCUCUUGACAACAUGCUGUACUUCGCCAAACAUCACCAAGAUGCGUAUAUUCGGCUUAUCCCAUUCUACAAGUUAGAACGAGACACUUCAGCUCAAACAUGGCAUCUGUCUGGAGCUUAUCACCACACAUUAAGAGCUACCGAUAACUGUUGUCUUAGGACAGAAUUCCUUAAGUUACCUUCAGACAGUGUAGUUGAGUGAAUGAGAACACAGGGUGAUCAUGAAAGUUGCCCAUCAAAUGCCUAGAAAAGCUGGGGUCAUCCUCCAAUCCCUGCUGUACAAAUGCAGUAGGAGGCAAUGUCACAGGAGCACCAUGGCCUGACCUUUAAAAAACAAGUAAUUGAUUUUAUUGUAUUGUAAAGAUGCUGCACAGAGGGGUUACAGUUACAUGAGUAAGGUAAUGAGUACAUUUC
Molecule: messenger RNA, 1478 nt
Organism: Dipodomys spectabilis (banner-tailed kangaroo rat)
Lineage: Eukaryota; Metazoa; Chordata; Mammalia; Rodentia; Heteromyidae
Product: engulfment and cell motility protein 1-like
Biological process (GO): cell motility; actin filament organization
Cellular component (GO): plasma membrane; guanyl-nucleotide exchange factor complex
Source: RefSeq, a predicted model, not a curated record